GAGGUGGGGGAGAAGGUGGAGCACAAGACAGCCCCAGAAGCGUAGCCGCAGCCCGAUUCCGGACGCCUUUCUCCCCAGCCCGGCGCCGAGCUGAUGGCCCAAGUUCGAGAAGCUUCCUUGCCCUCCGCCUCUGUGGUCCGCUGGAGCUCCGGAGGUAGGGGAGGAGCCUCACCCGUGGAGGCGGCUGUGAAGGCUGGGGAGAUGGAGGAGGAGGCGGCGGCGGCGAGGGCGAUGAAGGCGUGCGCAGGCCGGGAAGCUGCGGAGGUGAAGCUGCAGCCAUUACAAGAGCGCCAGCCCGCGCCUGAGAACUUGCCUUGGCGGAGCAGCAGCCGCGGCGAGGAGAAGGUGCUCCCUUCAACCCCCCCGCGCUGGCUCAGCAGCUCCUCGCCCCUUUGCCCGCGCCGCAAGCCCCGCCCUCGGCCCCAGCCCUGGGCGCGCGCCCGAGGCCCGCCCGCGCUCUCGAUCCCACCCCCGCCCCCGGUGCAUCCUACCCCGCAGCCUCCCCGACCCCGGCCCUGGCGCAGACCCAGCCGCAGAUCCCGCCCGGCGGCGUCCAGGCCCCAGGUGCGGCAGAGCUGUCUCGGUGACUUAGGCAGCUCUGGGGAACGAGGUGGCUUUGGGGACUGGCUGCUGGAGGUGGAGUUUGAUCAGGGUCCCACAGGCUGCUCUCACGUGGAGAGCUUUAAAGUGGCAAAGAACUGGCAGAAGAACCUCCGGUUGAUCUACCAACGUUUCGUGUGGAGUGGGACCCCAGAGACGAGGAAGCGUAAGGCAAAGUCGUGCAUCUGUCACGUAUGUAGCACCCAUAUGAACAGACUCCACUCCUGUCUCUCUUGUGUCUUUUUCGGGUGCUUUACUGAAAAACACAUUCAUAAACAUGCAGAAACAAAAGAGCACAACUUAGCCGUAGACCUCUAUCAUGGGGUUAUAUACUGCUUUAUGUGUAAGGAUUAUGUAUAUGACAAAGACAUAGAACAGAUUGCCAAAGAGACAAAAGAGAAACUUUUGAAGUUAAUAACUUCCACCUCAGCAGAUGUUUCUCAGCAGCAGUGUAUGGAGUCAGGUGUUGAAGAGAAGCGAUCAAGCUGUGAGUCAAAGGAACAGGAGCCAAAAUUGGUGAAACCCAAGAAAAAGAGGAGAAAAAAGUCAGUCUAUACUGUAGGCCUGAGAGGGCUAAUCAAUCUUGGGAACACCUGCUUUAUGAAUUGCAUUGUCCAGGCACUUACCCAUAUUCCUCUACUGAAAGAUUUCUUCCUCUCUGACAAGCACAAAUGUAUUAUGACGAGCCCCAGCUUAUGUCUGGUUUGUGAGAUGUCUUCGCUUUUUCACGCAAUGUACUCUGGGAGCCGGACUCCUCACAUUCCCUAUAAGUUACUGCACCUGAUAUGGAUUCAUGCAGAACACUUAGCAGGGUACAGGCAGCAGGAUGCCCAUGAGUUCCUUAUUGCGAUAUUAGAUGUGCUGCAUAGACACAGCAAAGAUGAUAGUGUUGGGCAAGAAGCCAAUAACUUCAACUGCUGUAACUGCAUUAUAGACCAAAUUUUUACAGGUGGCCUGCAGUCAGAUGUCACAUGUCAAACUUGCCAUAGCGUCUCUACCACAAUAGACCCGUGCUGGGACAUCAGUUUGGACUUGCCUAGCUCUUGUGCUACAUUCAAUUCACAGAGUACAGAGAGGGCUGACGGCGCAGUGAGUAGGAAUGACCACAUACCAGGCAUCCCCUCACUCACAGACUGCCUACAGUGGUUUACAAGGCCAGAGCACUUAGGAAGCGGUUCCAAAAUCAAAUGUAGUAGUUGCCAAAGCUACCAGGAAUCUACCAAACAGCUCACAAUGAAGAAAUUACCCAUUGUGGCCUGUUUUCAUCUAAAGCGGUUUGAACAUUUAGGCAAACAGAGACGAAAGAUUAAUACUUUUAUCUCCUUUCCCUUGGAGCUGGACAUGACUCCAUUUUUGGCCUCCACUAAAGAGAGCAGAAUGAAAGAUGGCCAACCACCAACAGACUGUGCACCCAACGAGAAUAAGUAUUCCUUGUUUGCAGUGAUUAAUCACCAUGGAACUUUGGAAAGUGGACACUACACCAGCUUCAUCCGGCAACAAAAGGACCAGUGGUUCAGCUGUGAUGAUGCUGUCAUCACCAAGGCUACCAUUGAGGACUUACUCUACAGUGAAGGGUAUUUACUGUUCUAUCACAAACAGGGUCUAGAGAAAGACUAG
Molecule: messenger RNA, 2217 nt
Organism: Myotis lucifugus (little brown bat)
Lineage: Eukaryota; Metazoa; Chordata; Mammalia; Chiroptera; Vespertilionidae
Gene: USP51
Product: ubiquitin specific peptidase 51
Exons: 2
Coding region: 94-2217 (707 amino acids)
Biological process (GO): protein deubiquitination
Molecular function (GO): zinc ion binding; cysteine-type deubiquitinase activity
Source: RefSeq, a predicted model, not a curated record